AUGCUGCGUAAGAUUUGAACACCUUUGAACUCAUCUUCCCAGAUGGUGACCAGAGGGUGACCAGUGAUGACCAGUGACAAAGAGGGAUUGUGGUGUUGAUGUGUUUGCAGAGCCGCUUACCGAACAAGGCCGGUAGAUAAAAGCCGCGAACUCGCCCGUCCCCAUGGCUUUGCCAAAAUUGCUCUACCUUCACGUUCUGCUACAAGUGUCGCUGGUUCUGGCAAGCUCUCAGUGUAAAUCCCCCAUGAAAGGGAACGUCUUGCUGCAGAUGGGCAAAGUGACGAGGGCAACCGUGGAGACUACGGAGAUACAUGACAAUUGGCCUCCUUACAGAACCUGGACCUAUGAGACCAAGUAUAGCUGGGAGAGCGGUUAUAUUUGUCCAAUUGGUCGCGACCUCACUGUGGAAGUCUCCCCAUACGGAGGAGGUUGUAGUGGCAGCCAAGGGUGGGCCAGAAAGAAGCAGUACUACCGGAAUCCCAGCUAUGAUACGUGUGCCACGUGCCAACGGAAUUCGGCGCCGCUUCCCAGGACAUUGGCCCCGGACACCUAUAGAUACUGGCCUUCAUCAUGCCCAGAGAGCUAUGUCCUUGCAGAGAGAGUGGUUUGUGCUAGUCCAACAAGUGCUCAAAGUGAUCUUGUGCAACUUGCCACAUGCUCUUCACUUGGUGCCAACUAUACAACGGCAUCCUCAAGUCCCGAAGGAUGUGCCGCGCUCAUGGGGGGGUCUUUUGUCCUUGUGAAUGGAACCAAGUAUGUUUGUCAGACAUGUGUACUCUCGAUUGAUUCCACCACUUCCACCAUGACAACCACGCCUACAACCACUACUAGCACAACCAGCUUGCCGGUAACGGGCUCAACGGGUUCGGUGCGCGAGUGGGAGGAGUUUGCUGGUCCUUUCAAUCGAGUUUGUCGUGGUGCUGGCCCCACUGACAACAAUCCUGCUUACUUUGAAGUACGUCAGGAAAUUCCAGAUGUCGAAGCUUGCAAGGAGUUAUGUCUGCAGGAACUUGGACAAGAGGGAUGCAAGGGUGUAGAGUACAAUGUCCUCAGCAAACGUUGCGAGUUGUGGAAACGGAAUGAGGGCAUUUGGGCCUUUGACUAUCCCAAAAUGGAGGGCUUCUCAUGCCUCCGUUAUGGAUGGCCUGGGAAAUACUUGAUCCCGGUGAAUGGAGGCUUGAACCAGGCUUGCCGAGGCCCAGAUGGUAAGAAUUCUGCAAGUUUUUAUGUGGUUGAAGCAGUUCGUCAUAUGGAAGACUGCCGCGCCAGAUGUGUGGCCGCCAGGCUUUGCAAGGGUGUGGAGUAUAGCAAAGGCCGCUGCGAGAUUUGGCAUUCAGAGGUGGCCACUACUGAAGCCCGCACUGGCUUUGAAUGCUUGCGCUAUGAACCACCAGAUGUACCAGAACCAGUGGCAGAGCAGCCCAUGCAUUGAGAAUGCAUUGACAAGGCACUGACUUUUAGAUUUGACUAUUUUGAGAAAAAUUGAGUGGUGUGGGUGAGGAGCUACAGCAAUUCCUCACAUGUUCCACUCAGUGCAACAUGGCCAAUGGGUAGUAGUUCUGAAGAUACGGGGUGUGUUUGCAUGUCAUACACUGUGUCCACAGCGGAACUGUCGAUCAUCUAAAAUUCACCCCGUAUUGCCAAAUUGAAUCCCUGGCCAGUUAAGCGCCCGGGCGGGCUAAGAGAGUCCUCCCCACUUGAAACUGCAAAAGGGCAUUGUUGCAGACACUUGCUUGAAAGAUACUGCGACAGCUCCUUUGCUUACAGAUCUUACAGCACGCGCGUUUUCGACGACAAAA
Cladocopium goreaui is the source of this 1799-nucleotide messenger RNA. Lineage: Eukaryota; Dinophyceae; Suessiales; Symbiodiniaceae. The record is from the annotation of a GenBank genome assembly.